AUGGGCACUGAUGAGGCUGCACUGAUGGGCACUGAUGAGGCUGCACUGGCCGGCACUGAUAGGCUGCACUAAUGGGCACUGUCAUAGCCAGCGGCGGACUGACAACUCAUGGGGCCCCCGGGCAAUAGGGGAUCAUGGGGCCCCUGUGUCCUUGCCCAAACUAAAAAAAGCCUAUGAAAAAGGUACCAGGGGCAUUUCAUGGGGCCUCCUACUGACCCAGGGCCCUCGGGCAGUGCCCGAGUUUCCAAAUGGUCAGUCCGCCCCUUCUCGUAGCGAGCCG
Staurois parvus is the source of this 280-nucleotide messenger RNA. The record is from the annotation of a GenBank genome assembly. NCBI's taxonomy places the organism in Eukaryota, Metazoa, Chordata, Amphibia, Anura, Ranidae.